CUACCGGGGCCUGACGUCACGGGGCGGGCGCCGCUCCAUCCGGGCCUCCGGGCACCGCCCCUUGGAUGACGCCACAAUCGCGGACGUCUCCUCCGUGACGCAGUCAAACCCGGUCCGUCGCGUUGUGACGUCACAGAGCCCCGGGGCCCCGCCCCCCCAUUUUCUCCGUGGGCGCCUCCCUCCGCUCCUCACAAGGGGCGGGACGUUGCGAUGAAACGGGGGCACAAACAUAAUUCGGCCCUUGGUGGAGCAGGUGAGGCGGGACCAGGUGGGAUGGCAGAACGCCCCCUGGUUCCAGCCUGUCCCACGCGCCAGCCGGGACGGCUCCAACGCCAUCUCCUGAGCGGCGAGUUCGACCAGCUGCGGGAUUUACCCAUCUUUGAGAGCAACUUCGUGCAGGUGACCCGAUUGGGAGAAGUUGCCAACAAGGUCACCAUGGGGGUGGCAGCCUCCAGUCCUGCCCUGGAACUCCCAGACCUGUUGCUUAUGGCGGGCCCUGCCAAGGAGAACGGACGCCUGCAGCUCUUCGGGCUAUUCCCCUUGCAGUUCGUCCAGCUCUUCGUCCACGACGAAAGCCGCUGGCAACUCAAGGUCAAGUUCCACACCGGCCGCGCCUUCUACCUGCAGCUACGGGCCCCGCCGGAGACCCGCGACCGCGAGUUCGGCCAGUGGGUGCGGCUGCUCUACCGCCUGCGCUUCCAUUCGGCCCAGGGAGCCGUACCCUUCACGCAGGAGUACUCGGCGCUGGAGGACGACGAGGAGGAAGACGAGGACGAGGAUCUGACCGAGCAGGAGAAAGUGAGCGGAGGAGGUGAGCGGAGGAGGGCGGGGCUGCAAGGAGGGGGGAGAGGGACAUGGGCGGGGCUGGGGGCGGGACCCCUGGGUCUGAGGCAGGAAGGGGGCUGGGGGCCUGUGCUCCUGGGUCUGAGGGAGGAGGGGCCAGGGACCUGGACCCCAGGGUCUGAGGGAAGAGGGGUCGGGGACCUGGACCCCUGGGUCUGAGGGAGGAGGGCCUGGGACCUGGAUGCCUGUGUCUGAGAGUGGAGGUGACCAGGAACCCUGACUCCUAAGUCCUGACAGGGUGUGGCAUCUGUACCCAGAGGGCAGGAGGCUCUCAAAAGCAGGGCAAGGUCUGCAGGACCUUGGCGCACCAGCAAAGGUGGUGAUGGUUUCCUAACUGGGCAUCCCCCCACCCCAGUCUCGCUCCCCUUGACCUAGCAUGGUGGGAUCUGGGGAGGGAGUGCCCAGGCCUUGAAGGAGUGGGGUCAGCCAGACAAGAUGCCAGUUCCGUGUAAGGCCUGGGGAGGGGAAAUGCCCCAGUCCUUGAAGGUGGGGACACUGGAACCUAUGGGGCCUCUUCCUCUUGAGACACCCUGCUUCCCAGGCCUUCCCAGGAAGUACAAAGUGCCCACUCACCCACCCCCAAACGGCAGAUACAUCCGCAGUCAAGGCCUCUGAGACAAACUCUCUCUUGUACCCAGCUUCAAACCAUGGAAGCCAGACUGGACCCACAGACCUCUGAACUCUGGGGACUCUGAUUCCUCCAACAUUCUUUUGAGGUCACUAAAAGACCAGAGAUCAAAGUGUACCCUACCUCGGGGCCGGACAGAUGAAUUAUUAAAGUUAAUAAAGAUCGGCCACUUAAGAACCAACAACCCGGUCACGAGCAGUUUCCCCAUCGUCACCGAUUCAACAUGGCAGAAAUAGCUCUUCCAGUGAGACUGCCCCAGCGCAGUCUUCUGUUCAUGGCGUCUGGCUCCUCAGGCCACCACCGAGGCCCAGCGCCCACCAUUCCAUCAUGGCUACCUUGCUAGAGUAGCCCUCCCCAGUCUGGCCUUUGGUUCUUCUUUGCCCGCUGCAUCUGGCCCCUGCAGCCAGCCCACCUCCUCCCCACUCACAGUAGCUCGUCUAACAGGGCUGCCUCCACAGGGUGUCAGGUCCACCCGUGAUUUUGUAGUUGCCACGGCAACGCGGUAGCCUCGCUAAAGUAGCUGUUCCAAGAUGGCGGCCUCAAUGUGGUCUGUUUCAUCAGGGCUGCCUCAUCGUGGUUGC
Messenger RNA from Balaenoptera acutorostrata (minke whale), 2052 nucleotides. It is a transcript of the gene GARIN5A, whose product is annotated as golgi associated RAB2 interactor 5A. NCBI's taxonomy places the organism in Eukaryota, Metazoa, Chordata, Mammalia, Artiodactyla, Balaenopteridae. Gene Ontology annotation, cellular component: nucleus. The record is from RefSeq and is a predicted model, not a curated record. Bases 211 to 1002 code for a protein of 263 amino acids. The transcript is spliced from 4 exons.